AUGCGAUCGGGAGGCUCUAUGAUUAAAACAGGGCCAAUAAAAAUAAACCGGGGAAUAUUCCAAGGAGACACACUGAGCCCCAUUUGGUUCUGUUUGGCACUCAACCCUCUCAGCCUAAUUCUCAGGAAGACUAAAUAUGGAUAUGUAAUCAAUAAGAACAGACAAGUUUCUAUUAACCACCGCUUUUUCAUGGAUGAUCUGAAAUUAUAUGGGGCAAAUUUCGAACAACUUAAGAGAAUGCUAGAAAUAGUGGCAUCCUUCAGUGAGUCAAUUGGAAUGGAGAUGGGAGUCGAGAAAUGCGCGGUCCUAGAUGUCAGAAGGGGACGAAUUCAGGAGACAGAGGAAGGAGCAAUACUAAUGAAUAACAUCACGAUACCUGCCUUGAGUGAGGAUACCCCAUAUAAGUACCUAGGAAUCAAGCAAGCACUUGAAAUAAAAACACCAGAGAUGAAGGAAUCUUUUAAAAAAAAGCUUCUGAGCAGGGUCGGAUUGCUUCUUAGAGCUAAGCUCAACUCCAAAUCUCUCUUCACAGCCAUCAACAUUUGGGCGAUCUCAGGCAUGGCUUAUUCAUUCGGCAUCCUCAACUGGUCAUUGACUGACCUCCGGGGUCUAGAUAGGGACAUAAGAUCUAUGUUGACGAAAUAUGGAGUACACCAUCCCCACUCCUCGACUAUGAGACUUUACCUCCCCCGACAUCAAGGGGGGAGAGGACUGCUGAGUUUGGAGGACGUCCAUGGGAAAAACGUGUGUGACUUAAGACAGCACUUCCUGAGGAAUAACUCACCUGUGUUCAGGGCUAUCCGCGAGGCAGAUGACAGAAUAUCAGCAUUGAAGCUCUCUGAUGCGGAGUAUCAGGUCCCCAGGUGUACCGAGGGAGAACGUAUUGAAGAGUGGAACUCCAAGGCCUUACACGGCAGGUAUCCGGCUCACCUGAAAAGUGAAGAUGUGAAUAGGGUGGAGUCCCUAACUUACCUGCGGGCUGGGUACCUGUUUCCAGAAACGGAAGGGAGACUCCUCGCUAUACAAGAUCAGGUGGUACCCACUAGAAUGUAUAUGAAACAUAUUGCCAAGCAAGCAGUCCCAUCCGACAGAUGCCGAAAAUGCUCUCGAGCAGCCGAAUCCAUCCAACAUAUUACCUCCUCAUGCCCGAUUUUGGCUCCCAAAGAUUAUCUCGAUAGGCACAAUUCAAUGGGAAGGAUAUACCAUCAACAUAUUGCUCUGAAGCUUGGGUUGCUGCAUGAUGAAAUACCACAACACUUAUACCAGCCGAAAACACUCCUGCAGAACCAGCGCUACAAGUUGUAUUGGGACGCAACGCUUAUAACCGACAGAGGGGUUGCGCACAAUAGACCGGACGUUGCGCUCUUCGAUAAGGAGAAAGAAACAUGCCUGCUGCUGGACUUCACGGUUCCAGCGGACGAGAAUCUAGCGAGAGCUUACUCGGAGAAGAUAACAAAAUAUCAUGAACUCGCUUACCAACUACGUGAGAUUCAUAAGCUUAAAUCCGUUGGUGUGCUCCCGUUGAUCAUUUCAGUGAAUGGUCUGGUCGAAAAACAUCUGCCCGAAAACACUGAAAGACUUUGUCUGGACCGCAGUGUUAUAUCGAGUUCGCAGAAACAGGUGAUGCUGGGUACGGCGAGAAUGGUCAGAAGGUUUCUCCAAGGUCCGUAG
Molecule: messenger RNA, 1671 nt
Organism: Coccinella septempunctata (seven-spotted ladybird)
Lineage: Eukaryota; Metazoa; Arthropoda; Insecta; Coleoptera; Coccinellidae
Exons: 1
Coding region: 1-1671 (556 amino acids)
Source: RefSeq, a predicted model, not a curated record